AUGAGUAAAAGCGCGCAAACAAAAAAGCACGGCGUGGUCGUCAGCGCUAUGCCAGUUUCCUCGCCCACGCUCCCGGGCCUAUCGAGCGGGUCUUCGUCGCCGUCCAUAUCGUCGGUGGAUACCGCUGAAGGCCGUGUCGAGAUGGAUGGUCUGGCGCCUGUUAUUACUUCCCGAGGAUCAGUUGGAUCGCGAGUGGAAGAUUCGUCUUCAUCUUCGUCGUGGAAUACUGCUGCGCAGGCUCUUGAUAGGGUCGAUGAGCAGACGAGAAUGUAUGUUUGUCUUUUCCACAUGCUGGACUGUCAUGAUUCUUUCGACGAUGAAAGCGAGUGGCGCACGCAUGUAGUCAGUCACUUCCGCACUCACCCGCCGCCGUCGACGGCGCGGUGCCCGCUUUGUCCGAAUACGAACUUUGUGGAUGGAGACUCGGACUCCAUGACGCCUGUGGAAAGAGUACUGGAGGAUAGGCCAAAAGAUAACGAGGAUACUUCGAUGAACGAUACCGAGGAACCCCCAGCUUGGGACCGCAUGCUCGACCACGUCGCGACGGAACACUAUCAGCACGGACAAACACUAGCAGGUAGCAGGCCGGAUUUUGAACUGAUGCGAUACCUAUAUGGCCGACGGAUCAUCUCUGAUGCCCAGUUCAAGGCUAUGCAACUUGCUCCGGCGCCGUCGAGUCCAGCAUAUCAUCGUUCACAAGAUGGCGUGCGGGCUAGUAUCGGGUCAUCGGAUGAGCCAUACUGUGCACCGUAUAGUCGUAGGAGAGAGGAGAGGAUCAGAGGGCAGCAGAGGGGGGUUUGCCUUGUUUGA
Molecule: messenger RNA, 810 nt
Organism: Penicillium atrosanguineum
Lineage: Eukaryota; Fungi; Ascomycota; Eurotiomycetes; Eurotiales; Aspergillaceae
Exons: 1
Coding region: 1-810 (269 amino acids)
Source: RefSeq, a predicted model, not a curated record